CUGUCCACUGUGUGUUUUAGAGGUCGGAGAUGCCCUUGUGUGCGGGGCUGUACUUUCGUUGUCAAAAGCCACACAACAGAUAAGGCGAGACCAUGCCCACGAGAAUUCAGUUGAUGUUGACUAGUUUGAUCUCCGGCCUCCUUCUCCUCCAUUCAUAUCCAUCAUCGCUCGCGCGAGCGAUCAGUAACACGACAUUCAUGGCGAGCGCCAGGGUGGCGAUGGUUCCGACCAGAGCAAGCUUCGUCACUCCCCGCAGCUUCUUCAACUGGGGCAGAGGCGCAAAAGAAGCCGAGACGCCGCCGCCGCCGCAGUUCCAGUACCAUGGCGUGGAGCCGCCGUUCCCCAUGUCGCUCGUGGCCAACACGCACCUCAGAGGCCGCGAGCUCAGCUGCUGUUACAGGGCCACCGUUGACGGCUUCAGCGCGACGGACUUCCACCGGCGGUGCGACUUCAAGGGCCCCUGCGUCAUCGUCGGCUACACGGCGGGAGGCUCCUUCAGGUUCGGCGGGUUCAGCCCCGAGGGGUACCGCAGCACGGACGACUACUACGACACGCUCGACGCCUUCCUCUUCUACUGGCCUCCGGCAUCGCCGGAGGUCACCACCGCUGCCGUUCCGGUGGUUCUGCCCAAGGUGGGCGGGAGCGGCGCGGCGCUGUUCGACUACUCGCGGGGUGGGCCGCAGUUCGGCGCCGACGGGCUGCUCAUCGGCCCGCCGCUCUCCGCCGUGAUGGGGGUGUUCACGGGGCCCGACGCCAGCGUCGGCGUCGGCGACCUCCGUCGCGCGCGGUCACGGCUCGGGCUGUCCUACGCGAGGAGGGAAGACGGCAAGGAGAGCCUCUUCGGCGACGAGUCCAAGGCCGAACUCGAGGAGGUGCUCGUCUUCUGUAGCCCCCAGAUUGCCAGCAUGUACUAGCUCAAUUUGCUUAGAGCUAUGGGAGGAUAAUUAAGCUAACUAGUCAAGGAGGAUGCUGUCAUUGUCCCGUUCUUGCAAGUGUUAAUGGGAAUGCUAAAAGGAUUGUAAAUU
Messenger RNA from Hordeum vulgare subsp. vulgare (domesticated barley), 1025 nucleotides. RefSeq lists its product as uncharacterized. Lineage: Eukaryota; Viridiplantae; Streptophyta; Magnoliopsida; Poales; Poaceae. The record is from RefSeq and is a predicted model, not a curated record. Bases 93 to 914 code for a protein of 273 amino acids. The transcript has a single exon.